Messenger RNA from Verticillium alfalfae VaMs.102, 8772 nucleotides. Its product is annotated as ataxia telangiectasia mutated. Lineage: Eukaryota; Fungi; Ascomycota; Sordariomycetes; Glomerellales; Plectosphaerellaceae. Gene Ontology annotation, biological process: DNA repair. Bases 1 to 8772 code for a protein of 2923 amino acids. Gene Ontology annotation, molecular function: protein serine/threonine kinase activity; protein binding. The transcript is spliced from 5 exons. The record is from RefSeq and is a predicted model, not a curated record.
AUGGCACCCGCUGCAUCGAGAGGGGAUGUCACCCUGAAUGACGCGCUUGAUGCCAUCACUGGAGGCACGCUAAAGGUCAGGGGCACUGGCUUGGACGACUUAAUCUUUCUCCUCGAUGAGAAGAAAGCCAAGACAGCCAACCUGCGGCUGAACAACCUUAGAUCCAUUCUGGCCGAUAAGCACUACCAUCGCAUCUUCGAGGCUCUUUUCAGAUGUGCCAUUACAGAAAAGCAGAGCUACUACAGCGGAAAGAAAACCACGGCAGCAUCUGCUGCCACACGGCUAUCCAAGUGCGCUGAGGCUCUCCGCCUGGCUUUGAAUCAUGGGGCCUCCAAGUUGAAACGCAAGACGGUACUUGCAGUCAUCGACCACAUCACACAGACGCUGCCGGGGCCAGACAACAACUCCCAUGAGAUGGUGGAACCGCUCCUGCAGAACUACAUCAAGGCCAUCGCUGCUCUCUUAUCUCACCAGGCUAAUGUCGAACACCUCGCCACGUUUGAGGGAAAUGGUGAGGGCUGGUUGGAUUGCAUCGACUUCUGCCUUGAUUCGAUGACAACCUACCUCGAUGGUAACGAACACGACACAGGCGCAAGCGCCCGCGCAUCCCCCGCACCAGGAACGUUCUCAACACUGCGGUCUACUCUUACUAGCACAGCGAGUCAAAAACAACCGACACAAUUUCAUCGCAGUACACUACAGGACUUGCUGCACUGCCUAUACCUCCUCGUCACGCCGCCAAACGCACCUAUUGCUAGGAGGUCCAAGCCAAUAGCAAAGACUCUUGUACAAGUCUUGAGCUUGAGACACCUCGGCCUGAGUCGGAUCACCCAUCUUGCAUUCUCUUCUCUCAACAUCAUCCUGACAAGUACUCAAUCUAAUGACCUUGUUCGAACCAAAGCUUUGGCCGCAGACGUCGCGCCGCUCAUCAGCCACUGGUGGCAAGGUCGAACGGUUUCGAAGGACGAGAUGCUCAACUCUGUGCGAGAUGAGAUGCUAAAGACCAUAUUUGCCAUACAUCUGCAUCUAGAACGACUGCUACAGGAUGGAGAAGACUUGUCAAUCAAAGGUGACGUGGAAGAUCUCUUCGACACUUUGUGGUUAGAGUACACGAGGCGCAAUGAACAAUCGCAGCUGCAUAUCGAUGACAUUAGCUUCACAAUAACAACCCCUGACGACUUCUUCCGUCUCCGCUCAUUCGGUCUCCGCCCACACAAUCAAGACGGCGAGCGCAAGUGGGCGAUGCUCCAAGUAUUAGCAUUCCUUGAGAAAGCUUUGUGGAAUACUCAAGUCCCUCGGCAAUCGCAACAUGAAAUUGGAACAGAAGAAAUCGAGCAGCCCCGCAAAAAGAAACGUCGAAUCGACGCAGCAAACGACCGCCUUCAGGGCAGGCUGAAGUCUCCCAGUACCGGGGUUCGACGAGCUACUUUGCAACUAAUACCUUUUCUUCUGGGCCUCGACUCCAUUUCUGCCCGGGAAGUCCUGAAUCUUCAUACUGAGCUGCUUAGCCUUUUAGGCGAGGCCGGGUCCACAGCCUCGUGGGCCAUGGUGGCAUACAGUUGUGUUGCUGAAGGUCUCGGAAAGGGUCACGAAGAUAAUACUUCAACUUGGCGUCCGGUCUGGCAACUCAGCGCAAGAGCUGUCAGUCUUCCAGCCACAUGUCGCGCUGCUUGUCAUUUGAUGCGAUCUAUCCUAGUUUUCGAGAUGCUCACGUAUCACAGCGUCUCAGACGAGAUCACAAGCAUUGUCACAACCGCCGAUGUGAACGGGCCUGCGAUCCUAGUUGAUUCCUCUAUAGCAUUGAUGCUGCAACUUAUACUCCUCCGUGGCGUCAAGCUGCCAAACCAGAAUCAGUCAACCUCGCAUCACGUCAUCCGGUGGGUUUUCCUGCGCUGGAAACCAGCUGAUGUGGCAUUUGCCUCGCUUCACUCUCCCCACGUACACCCGGCAGAACUCGCCAACUUGGUCAGAGCUUGUUGUGGAACUGAAAUGCUUCCUAUUCAAUCACGGCCUGUGUCGGGAACCACAAUCUCUCAGGCAUGGAGCGCGUAUCAGCAGACUGCCCCUGUUACAAGCUUUCUGCUCUUAUUGUCCAGCACCGCCUCAACAGCUGAAGAGGAUUAUCGAGCUUCUCAAGGCAAUAACAUAGUCCUUGCGCAUGAUUCGACCAAUAUACACACAACCCAGAGGCUGAUCCUCGAACUGCUGUUCCCCAAAAUCGAAGAACUACAAGAGGUCUGUCGAUCAUGGGGCAAGAGAGAAGGCAGCUCACAAUUGUCACUCGAGAAAUUACAGAGUUUAUUUUCUGCUUGUGUCGUUGGUACACUAUUAAUUCCACAGGUGGAGCAACUCAACUCCCGACAGUCCAGAGAUAUUGAGGCAGCAACCUUCACACUUCUAGACUCAACAUUGGACGCCGUUCUCAGCGCUCCUGAGAAUCAAGCCUUCUUCGAGCUUCUUCUCGGAGAAACGUCCCUCCAUGUACCUGCACUCAAGACGGCCGAGCUUGGAAAAUUUGUCUUGCACUGCCCCUACCUCUUGCGUCUUCUCUCCCGCUGUGCCGUAACACUUCGUCAGCGAUCAGCCAGAGAGCCAUCGGGUCGAAAUAUUGAUUUCAUGGACCUAGACGAUGAGUUCGACUCGCAAGAAAGCGGAACAAGUAACUCCGUCAAGAUACCCGAUGUCCCUCGUCGCAGCGCAGCCCUACAAUGGAACAGUGAAGCCUUCUAUCUUUCGACUGCCUUGCGACUUUACUUCCUCGAGGCUAUCGAUAAAGACAGAGAAAAGAUCGGUUUUGUUCCAGAGCCUUUCUUUCAGCAACUGUCCAGUCUCUCCAGACAAGACUUUCUGUUGUCCACGGCCGUCACAUCUGAAGUGUUCAAUUCAGACUUCACUAUCAAGCCGGACGAAGCGCUUGUGAUCGUUGAGAAGCUUGGUGAGAUGAUUGGAGAGAUGGAGUACACCUGCUGUGAGACGAUACACUCCAUGAGCCUCAGCAUCAUCAAAGGACUUUUGCGCGUCUGGUCAGACAGCAAACACGACGUGGCUACUUUUGUCGGCGACCUCUAUCACUAUUUCGUCAAGGCAUCCCUCCCGAAGAAUAGUCUUUCACCUCGGUCCCAGAUCGCACUGGCUGAGCUUCUAUUUUGCCUGCUACGGGAGGAUCCUCAGUAUGGCAGCAGUCUCGGGCUUGCCUCUUGCCGUACUACCCUCCUUUCAAUUCUACAACAGGGAAGUAUGACCGUCAAGUAUUUCAUAGCCAUGCGCUUGCCUGAGAUAUUCGCCCUAUAUGUGCUCAAGACGCAUGACGAAGUAUUUCUGGAUGUCUUAGAGAGUUUGCCUACGGAUCCCGGACAGAUCGAAGGGAUCGGAUUUCGAAUCCUGGUUCUGUCGGAACUUGCUUGUCGGUGGCCAACGCUCCUCCGCAGAUGCACAUAUCACAUCUUCGAGACUCCAGGCAAGAUAAAACAGUCUAGCCAGUACGCCACUCGAUGUCUAGCUAAGGUCUCAACCGCCCUACAGCUGGAAUCACCCAAGGAGCUCUUCAGGAUUUUCAGCCCUCAGCUGUUCUACACUUGGCUCGACGGUGAUGAACUUGAAGAGAUGCCGUUUGAAAUUUUCGGAUUCACGAGUCUCGAGGACAUGCUCAAGACGGCACAAUCUGAGGCUGCAGCACUAAUGUUCAUGCGAGGUCAGGAAGAAAGCACUGCCAGGCUUGCCAAGAGACUUUCCAUUACCCCAGCUACAAUGAUCAAGCAAGGCUUCUCGAAGAUCGCAGCCUAUGCAAUGGCUCACGAUACCAGCGCAGGCAACUCCAUUACGGCAGCGGAAAGUCGUAUCCGCAAGACCUUGGGCAAGGAACCAUAUCUUGACGCGAUUUACGCCAAUUUCGUCGACAUAAUCGCAGUCUUCUUCGACGUGUUCGACCAAGAAGACCCGAUGGACAAGUACUUCGGAAAAGACGAAAACUUUGCCUACGCCGCCAUUGCCAUGUCGGAGAUGAAGAGUUUCUCCCAUUCGGAUGUUACUCUUCCGGCAAAUCAGCAGCCAAUGUUCAAAGGGAAGCAUCUUCUCAGACAACUUUUUCAUCUCUGUAAUCGGACGGAGUACGAGUUGCAAAGCAUAUGGACUCCAGCUUUGGUGGUGUGCGUAGCCCGAAGGUUAUUCAACACCGUUCACCCAGCGCUGGGGUCCUUGCAUGCUUGUUCCGUGUUGCGCAAAGUUCGCAUUCUCAUUUGCCUGGCUGGCCCCAUUGCGCUCGAUGUGUACGCCCUCGAGAUGCUCCUACACUCUAUUCGGCCCUUUAUCGUCGACUCUGAAUGUGCAGAUGACGCGUUAGGAGUCACACAAUACCUCAUCAGUAAGGGAGCUGAGCAUCUUGAGCAAUCACCCUGCUUCCUCGCAGGAUAUGCUCUCUCGACUCUCGCAUCUCUGCGUGUCUUCCUCGAAUCAAGCCAGUCAAGCACCACACAAGAAAGCCAGUUCAAAGCCACCAUGAAUAAGGCUCAACAUUUCCACGCUUGGUUUUCCAACUUUCUUGCACAAUACGAUUCUCCGUCUUUCAAAAGUCAAGACCAGAAAAACUCCUUCAAGUCAAUUACACAAUCCGCCUCGAAUAUUCGAACGUCUGGCAAUGCGGAGAGCGGCACUCACGAAAGCACACUUCUUCUGGAAAUCCUGAAAGAUGAUGAUUGCGAGCAGAAACUGUUGAACGAGGCUGCCCGAGAUCUCGCCCUUGGUCUGCUCUGUGGGGACUUUGUCAUUCCACCAUCUGCGAGAUACGAUGUCAUUAGCGAUGACGAAAAAGCUCUCCACCACGGCGGCCUAGUUUUGAAGAGCUGCAAAGCUCAGGCUCUCAGCAAUGAAUAUCUAGCAUGGGCUGGACGUGUUGUCGGCAGAGCUUUUGCUGCCUCUGGAGAGAUUGAGCCAGAACUGCUCCGCGAAUCGCAGCUGUCGAGCAGCCUCAAGCUAGCUCCUGGAGCUAAUGGCUCAGAGCGAGGGCUCUUUACUCUGUUACAGCAGCUCACAGUGAGCAAAGACUCAUUCACCGCAGGGCUGGCAGAGUCUGCUUUGAGGGCUGUGGUUUCGGAAGCUGCAGCAGAGGAGGAUGAGCUUUUGACCACCGCUGCCCAGAAGACACUGCCCGAGCCCUUGUAUCUUGCCUCCACCUGGCAACCUUAUCGAACGCCACCAUCAGACACUGCUUCACAACGAGUGCAACAGGAUGAGUUUUCUUCUACUAUGGAAGACAUAGAGGAUGCAGGUUGGAUCCGAAAAGUGGUCACGUAUCUGGUCCAGGCUGUCCCCGAGUUCAUCAUUUUGAGCGAGCUACUGCCCAUUUUGACACAUGUCAAAGGCUUCGCUGAGAAGGCUCUUCCUUUUAUCCUCCACUUAGCUCUCUGUGGCCAAAUGGAAAAGCAGCAAAGUGCCAGAAAAUACCUUUCUGACGCCUUGAAGGAGUGGCUCGCAGUCUCCAGCGAGUCAUCUCAUCACAACCAGAAGCACCUACUCAACGCUCUGCUCUAUCUCCGAACACAACCAUUGCCAAAUGAGUCUUCCAUUGCGGACCGCGCCAGUUGGCUAGAUGUUGACUUCUCUUCCGCCGCCGGUGCUGCAUCAAGGUGUGGAAUGCACAAAACUGCCCUCCUGUUCUUUGAGGUAGCAGCUUCCCAAGUCACCCGAGCAUCACGCAGGUCAUCUACUAUCCGGGAGUCUCAUACACCUAGCGUGUUACUCAGUAUCUUUGAAAACAUUGAUGAUCCCGAUGCUUACUACGGCUUGCCGCAGACUUCCAGUCUAUCGAACGUGAUGGCGCGUUUGGAAUACGAAAAUGACGGGUCCAAGAGCCUAGCCUUCCGCGGAGCCCAGUUCGAUAGCCACAUCCAGUCCAAAGACCCAGCCUCGCAGAACGAUGGCCUGUCAAUGGUCAAGGCUCUGAGUACACUGGGUUUAUCAGGGCUCUCGCAUGCUCUUCUGCAAACCCAAAGUCUUGUCGAAAACACGAAUUCGCUUGAAAGCACCUUUGGCACCGCCAGAAGGCUGGAAAUCUGGAAUCUGCCAGCACCAAAUUCGAGUGAGAACCAUGCGGUCUCCGUUUACAAAGCAUUUCAAAGCAUUCACCAAGCCAAUGAUUCUUCGGCAAUCCGGCAGGCGAUUUACGAUGGGUUUGGACGAACAAUGGCCAGUCUGACCAGUCGCGGCCUGAAUGCCGCCAACUUGAGGCAUCAUCUUGGGGCGCUUGCUGUGUUGGCCGAACUCGAUGACGUGGUCAAUGUCGCGGACUUUGGAGAGCUUGAGGCUCUGCUUGACCGUUUCGAAAACCAUGGCGAAUGGAUGAAGCGAGGGAGGUAUGACGACGUCAGUCAGCUCCUGUCGUCGCGUGGUACCACGUUGAGCUUGCUGAGCCAACAGCCAAAAUUGCGAGCAGCAGCCAAUCUUUCUAUAAGCCAAGCACGACAAAUCGAAGUCCGCUGCAAGCUCACAUCAUCUGGCAUCUACCGUUUCCAUCGCGCUACUCAAGAAUCACUCAACAUAUCAACAUCUUUAACAAAUUUGAUAGUGCCGAGCGAACAUCUGGGACUGAAUUUUGAUGCAGCCGCCAAGAUAGAGUCAGCCAACUCACUCUGGGAUCACGGCGAGAUGGUCUCGUCGAUCAGGAUGCUGCAGAGCAUCGACAACGACUCCGUAUUCAAGAAACAGAGUAUCCCGGUCAGUCGUUCUGAUCUACUGUCCAAAAUAGGCUACCAAAUUUCAGUAGCCAAAUUGGAGAAGCCACAUGACAUCCAGAGGAAGUAUCUUGAGCCUGCCUUGAAGGAGUUGAAGGGACGCACCGACGGCAAGGACGCGGGCAAAGUCUUUCACCAAUUCGCCAUGUUUUGUGAUGAACAACUGCAAAACUCCGAUGGGCUUGAUGAUUUGGCAAGAUUACAGAAUCUGAAGAAGGGCAAAAGCGACGAAGUUGCACAGUUGCGGUCUUUGAUUUCCAGUGAAAAGAACUCGCAAACGAAAUCCAGAUACUCAUCCCACCUUACCAGAGCGCAACAGUGGUUGCAUCUCGACGAGCAGGAGCUUCGCCGGGUAGAGCAGACGAGGAGCGAAUUCGUGCGCCUGAGUCUAGAGAACUAUCUCCUUUCUCUCAUCGCAUCCGACGAACACAACAACGAUGCACUGCGCUUCACGGCCCUGUGGCUUGAAAGAUCGGACGACGAUUCCACCAACGACGCCGUUCGGAGACACCUCGACAAGGUUCCCACCCGAAAAUUUGCAACUCUCAUGAAUCAGCUAUGCUCCCGUCUGCAGGACCAGUCAAACGUGUUUCAGAGGCUUUUGAUCAACCUUGUCUAUAACAUAUGUAUAGACCACCCAUACCACAGCAUGUAUCAGGUCUGGUCUGGCGUCAAGGUAAAAGCAAACAGCAAAGACGAGGUGGCAGUGCUGCGACAUAAGGCAACCAACAAAGUCAAAGAUCAACUAGAGAAACACCCUACGCAGGGCGCAAUCUGGCAUGCCAUUGACAGAACAAACGGGCACUAUCACCGACUGGCGGUUGACCGUGACAACCCAAAGUACAAAGCAGGGCACAAGAUCAACCUCAAGGAGACGACUUCGGGCAACUACCUCGUGGCUGCUCUGAAUAAGUACCAAAUCCCGCCACCGACGAUGCAGCUCGAAUUGUCGGCGGACAAGGACUACUCCAAGGUCCCAAUCAUAGCGAGGCUCGAGCCGCAGAUGUCGAUUGCUUCGGGGGUAAGCGCUCCAAAGAUCAUCACCGCAGUUGGCACGGAUGGCGUGCGAUACAAGCAAUUGGUCAAGGGAGGCAACGACGACCUCCGCCAAGAUGCCAUCAUGGAACAGGUGUUUGCUGCCGUAUCAUCUUUGCUCAAGCUGCAUCGCGAGACCCAGCGGCGCAAUUUGGGCAUUCGCACAUACAAGGUCUUGCCUCUGACAUCGGCUUCAGGCCUCAUCGAGUUUGUCCCGAAUACCAUCCCGCUUCAUGAAUUCCUCAUGCCUGCCCAUGAGCGGUAUUAUCCAAAAGACCUCAAGGGAAGUCAAUGCAGAAAGGAGAUCUCUGCGGUGCAGGGCAAAUCUGUGGACGCGAGGGUCAGUGCCUACCGUAAAGUCAAGGAACGUUUUCAUCCUGUCAUGAAGUACUUCUUUAUGGAAUACUUUGUAGACCCCGAUGAGUGGUUCGUCAAGCGAACUGCCUACACGCGAACCACCGCCGCGAUCUCGAUGCUGGGACACAUUCUUGGUCUAGGCGAUCGGCACGGGCACAACAUUCUGCUGGACAAUAAGACAGGCGAGGUGGUUCACAUCGAUCUGGGUGUAGCGUUUGAGAUGGGCCGCGUGCUGCCGGUGCCCGAGCUGGUGCCGUUCAGACUGACGAGGGAUAUCGAAGAUGGUAUGGGCGUCACCAAAGAGGGUGUGUUCCAGCGUUGUUGCGAGUUCACGCUCGAUGCGCUACGGGAGGAGACGUACAGUAUCAUGACCAUCCUUGAUGUUCUGCGGUACGAUCCUCUGUACUCCUGGUCUAUAUCACCGGUACGGUUAGCAAAGUUGCAGGGUGGCAGCGGGGAUGGGGAUGACGACGUGGCUGGAAGGGGAAAGACGAGGGUGAACGAGCCUUCGGAGGCAGACAGGGCGCUGGAAGUGGUGCGCAAGAAGCUUUCAAAGACAUUGAGUGUCACAGCGACGGUCAACGAUUUGAUCAACCAGGCCACGGAUGAGCGGAACCUGGCUGUAUUAUACUCAGGUUGGGCCGCCUAUGCAUAG